GACGUAUUCCACAGCCUUAAAGAGGAAGCACUUGAUUGUGUAGUGAAUUACCUCGUAUCCUAUUACUAUUCGACUAAUAACAAUAAGAUUGAAUGAAUUGGUGGCAUAAAUUAAAUGACCAUUUCUACAAUACGACGAUAAAGACUGAGAAAUUCAUGAAUAUAUACACUGAACUUGGCUACAAAUAGUGUGAGAAUAUCUGGGCAAAACAAUGGCCUCAGUCGGUGGAGGAGCAACAGGAGGGGGCCGUAACUUGAAUUUCAAAGUUGUGUUACUCGGAGAAGGAUGUGUUGGCAAGACAUCACUAGUUCUAAGAUAUGUUGAAAAUAAGUUUAACGAUAAGCAUAUUACAACAUUACAGGUAAUUGAUACUUUUUAUUUAAAAAAUAUAUACAAUAUUAGUAAAAUAGUGGACCAUACUGGACAUAGACUUAGACAUUGACUGACAUGAGUUCAACUGUCAUCUUGCAACGCCACUUUUACUUCACUUUAAUAAUUUUAUAACAUGUAUAAAAUAGCCUAAGCAACAACCAAGCAGUCCUCUCGCUUAGUUAGUAGUUUUAGUUGACUUCACUCAUUUAGUGUCUAGGCAUAGUCAAGAUUUAGAUAAUUUGACAGAUUGUCUGUUUCAUUGUGAUGAUAGCCUCUAAAAAUAAAAACAUCCUUAGUCCUUAGUCAUAGUCAUAGUCCAUAAAAGAUUCCCCCCCCCCCCAUCCAAUAUUCAUAAACAAAUUUAAUUAACCUAAAAUAGAUAAUUUGACAGAUUGUCUGUUUCAUUGUGAUGAUAGCCUCUAAAAAUAAAAACAUCCUUAGUCCUUAGUCAUAGUCAUAGUCCAUAAAAGAUUCCCCCCCCCCCCAUUAGAAUUUCAUAAAUAUAUUUAAUUGACCUAAAAAUUUCAGGCAUAACUAAAGUCUCUUGCAGAAUUCUCAAUUAUGAUUUGACUAACAAUAAAAAUACUAACAUCACACUCAAAUUUUAGGAUCAUUCUAUGGCGACCAUGGUAGCUUAUUUUUUAAAAUCCUCUAAUUUAGAAUAUAAUAAUAUUAAUAUUAAUCAUAAAAAAUGUGUUUUUUGAAAAUUUCUAAGUAAUGCAUUAGAAUUAGAUAUGUACACAAGCCAUGACAAGCUAACUACUGUUUUCACAUUAAGACCAAUAAGUAAAUACUUAGAAUUAUAGAUAUAUACAUAUUUUGUAAUCACAUUGAGACAUUGUUUACAUUAUCAUAGGAUAUAAUUAAGCAUUGCCAAGAAAUAGUUACAAAGAAGACAUUGUUUUAUUUUUAUUUUCUGCAGGCAUCAUUUUUGAACAAAAAAUUAAAUAUUGGAGGAAAAAGAGUUAAUCUUGCAAUUUGGGUAAGUUGUUUUAUUUUAUUUUUUUUGGUGGAAAUCUGAAAAGAGAAGAAGAUUUUAUUUUUAUCUAAAAUUCAUUGUUUAAAAAUGUUUACUAUGUUAUCAUUGCUUUAUGAAUUUUUUAAAGAUUACAGAUGUCUAUAUAGUGUUAUGCUCCAAUUUUUUAGUGAUUCAUUAGCUGUGCAUUAGUUAUGUAAAGCUGACAUUGCGUUAUAAAUAGUGUUGAAAAUUAUAUAUAUAUUCUCUAACUUUCACAAUCUUUAACUACUUAAAGCAAAAAACAGAUCAAAUAUUCCUGCAUUAGAAGUGAUAGGAUUUUUUUUGCUUUGCAUCUCUAUAGGACACUGCCGGCCAAGAAAGAUUUCAUGCAUUGGGUCCAAUAUACUAUAGGGAUAGUAAUGGUGCUAUAUUAGUUUAUGACAUCACAGAUGAAGAUUCCUUCCAAAAGGUUUGUUACAUGAUUUUACUGGUACUUUUUUUUUCUCUGGCUCAUGAAUAUCAUUUUCACCUGAGUUGAUAAAUAAAUAUCACUUUACUGACACUUAAUUUAUGGUACUUAAAUUCAUAAAAAGAUUAACUAAAUUAACUGCAUUAUCUUUUAAUUGGCAGGUUAAAAACUGGGUAAAAGAAUUGAGAAGAAUGCUAGGACAAGAUGUAUGUUUGUGUAUUGCCGGAAACAAGACAGAUUUAGAGAAAAAUCGAAAUGUUACUGUGGAAGAAGCUGAAUCGUAAGUUAAUAGUGUCUCUCUUGAAUUUUCACCAAAAUUUGGCAAGAAAUUAAUUCAUUGAAAAAUAUAUAAGUACUGUAACUGUAAUUAAAAGGGAAGUGAGUUGCUCCAUUAAUGAGCAUCAAAUUUGUAAAAUGAAUGUGGAUGCAAGCUAAUUCAUACAAAGAGAAUGUUUUAUUUUAAAUUCUAAUCAUUUCUAAACAAAAUGCUUUUCAGUUUGUGAGUUAGUCUAUUGGAUAGUUAUGUUAGCUUUUAACAUGCCUUAAUUAGUUGUUUGUUUAAACAACAUGUAAAAGAACAUGUUAUUUUUCCACAGAUAUGCUGCUUCUGUGGGUGCAAAACACUUUCACACAUCUGCAAAAAUGGGUCGUGGUAUUGAGGAACUUUUUUUAGAUUUAAGCAAAAGUAAGAUUUUUUUUUAUAGCAAAAUCGGUGGUAAUUAAAACAUUGUAUGUAUGGAUGGAUUAGUGUAUUGCAUAUCCGUGAUGUAAGAAUUCUUGGUGGCUUAAGUUAAAGAAGUGAGGCUUCUUUUUUUGACACGCUAACAUUAUACAUUAAUUUUCCUUAACCAAUUUUCUUCUUUCUAUUGAACUUUAAAGACAUGAUUGAGAAGUCUGAAGAAAGCGUAAGCAAAGGUCGACCAGGAAGCACGAACAGAAAAAGUCAAGUUUUAGUAGUUGAUGAUUCUACAGAACUACCAGCCCCUAAAAGUGGAUGUUGCGGCUAGCAAAUUCUUUUUUUCUUCUUCAUGCCUUAUGUAUUGGUAAGAAUAGAAAAGCGUGCAUCAGUCAUUUCAUUGAUGCUAAGAGAAGACAGUUUAAUCGGCAUAAACCCUGUGGGUCAUACUAUGUGAUACUGUCAUGUCCAUGUUGAUAAUUACAUAAUUUUCUUCUGAAUGAGAAAUGUGCAAGUGAUGUGCAAGAUCUCACUCUUUAGUAUGAUGUGUCAAAACUUCUUUCAGUUCUGAUCGUUAUUUUUUCAUGAGAAAUUGAGUACUGUGUGGAUUUUUAAAAACAAUUUUAUUUAUAGAAAUAUUAGAUAUGCUGGUUGUGUGAAUUGGUCCAGUGAUCCUCAAAUUUGUCUAAAAAUAUUUCUUUUAAACUGAAUGUCAUAAGUACUAGUACUACUUUAAUUAUAAGUAAAUCACUAAUUUUUACAUUAUAGGAAUACUACCUGCUCCAUUUGCCUCUCAAAAGACAAAAUGUAAGGAAUCAUAAUUUAAAAAAAAUCUAUGAACAAUAAGAAAAACCAUUAUAUGUCCUGCAAGUGCAAUUAUUACCUAAAAAAAUGUUUGAAGAGUUCAAAAGGAAUGUUUUAUUUGAGAUGUAUGUGUAUAUGCUCUCUAACAUCAGUCAUAAUUGAGUAGGGUAAUUAAACAGAGAGAUGACUCAAAAAAAAAAUAUUAUUAUUUUUUUCUGACAAGGCCUAACCAUACAAUCUCAUAGUGAGAACUAAUUGAUUGUGUUAAUUAUAAAUGCCAUUUAAUUGAUGAUGCUGUGAAAUACAACUUGUUUAUCAUUUAAAAAUUUUGAAAUGGUUUCCCUUAUAAUUUUGUCAUAUGUUUGAGACAUGGCUUAAACUUGUACUAAUGUUGUUUUAUUUAUUUUUUUGGUAUUGUAACAAGAGUAUAUCUUCCUAGAACUCAGUGCUUUCCUGUCUCUCUUCUCUAAUCUACAACAUUCAGUUCUAUGACUCUCUGAUUACCCAGGUCAUUUAUGUCAUGCCUAGGUAGGAUGCUUUUCUCUUUGUUUAUUUAUACAUGGAAGCUAUUCUUUGAGAUUUGUGCUUUGUUGUUUAUUUUUAAAUGCAAGCACCAUCAUUUUUUUUUUCCAUUAUAUUUCAUCUUGUUAUUGUGUCGCACCUUUAUUGUUGACUUCUACAAAACCCUUGCCUUACGUAAGAACUAUUGACUAUUUGCCGAUAUCAAUAUGAAUAGUAAGAGAAACACUAACAAUUGAAUGAUCCCAAAUUUUUAAUACAUUUUAAUUUUAUGCUCCUCAUGGAUUUCUUGUUUUUUUUUUUUUUU
Molecule: messenger RNA, 4105 nt
Organism: Lymnaea stagnalis (great pond snail)
Lineage: Eukaryota; Metazoa; Mollusca; Gastropoda; Lymnaeidae
Source: the annotation of a GenBank genome assembly